UCACACAUACGCAUACGCACACAGGCAGACCCCCCUCUCACUCUGGAGUAGAUAGAGAGCGGUGAAGAGCAGAAGGAGCUGGAUGGCAAGGGAGAACCAGGGGGACGGCUACUGACUGUACAAAGCCAGGAAUCGAGCGUGCAGCCCUGGGUAGGAAAGCAGCUGUGAAAUGCCUGGAAGGUUGCCUGCCAGCUACUCCUGCAGAGACCUGAAGGUGUGGAGCUUCAGCUGAGAAUGGCAGGAGAUUCUCGAGUCCUAAUGGACCACAACAUGGAAAUAGGAGUCACAUCUGCGCAGGUGAAGAAGCUUCCAAAACACUUGCGAGAGGCUCAGAUCUCAACAGAGAGAACCCACCUAAUUUCUGAUCCAGCAAAGAAGCCACGUCAACGAUAUGUGCAGAAAGAUGGCAAGUGCAAUGUCCAUCAUGGAAACGUCCAAGAGACCUACCGUUACCUCAGUGACUUGUUUACUACACUGGUGGACCUACGAUGGCGCCUUAGUUUCUUUAUUUUCACCUUGGUCUAUGUCGUCAACUGGCUUUUCUUUGGCUUUCUGUGGUGGUUGAUAGCACUCAUCCGUGGAGAUUUGGUGCACGCUGACGAGGAGGGCUGGACCCCAUGUGUGGAGAACCUCAAUAGUUUUGUUUCAGCCUUCCUGUUCUCAAUUGAAACAGAGACAACCAUUGGGUACGGGUAUCGUGUCAUCACAGAGAAAUGCCCUGAGGGUAUCAUACUUCUUUUGGUGCAAGCCAUCUUGGGAUCAAUUGUUAACGCCAUGAUGGUGGGCUGCAUGUUUGUCAAGAUUUCACAGCCAAAGAACCGUGCAGAGACUCUUAUGUUCUCGAACAACGCUGUAAUAUCAGUGCGAGACAACAAGAUGUGCCUGAUGUUUCGGGUGGGUGACCUGAGGAACUCUCACAUCGUGGAAGCAUCAAUCAGAGCAAAGCUCAUCCGCUCGCAGCAAACCAAGGAAGGGGAGUUUAUCCCACUCAACCAGACUGACAUCAACAUUGGCUUCGACACAGGAGAUGAUCGGCUGUUUCUGGUGUCCCCCCUAAUCAUCUCCCAUGAGAUUAACGAAAAAAGCCCCUUUUGGGAGAUGUCACUGACGCAAAUGGAGAAGGAGGAGUUUGAGAUUGUGGUUAUCCUUGAGGGCAUGGUGGAAGCUACAGGGAUGACAUGUCAAGCACGGAGCUCCUAUCUGGAUACGGAGGUGCUUUGGGGUUACCGCUUUACGCCAGUACUCUCCCUGGAGAAGGGCUUCUACGAGGUAGACUACAACAACUUCCACGAUGUCUAUGAGACCAACACCCCCACCUGCAGCGCCAAGGAGCUUGCUGCUAAGCUUCGGGAGGAGCCACUGUUGCCUCAGCUUUCGCUCCUCAGUCCUGAGCUUAAAACACACACUUUUGACCGCCUUUCCCAACAGAACCCACUAAGCCAGGAGGAGGACAAAGAGGAGAGAGAUUCAGGGGGUGACAGAGGAGAGACUAAUGGCUCAGCUGCUGCCUUGGAGGAGCCGCCACUUGCUGAUGGACUGCCUGAUUAAUGGGACACAUCAGCAAAAAAAAAAAAACGCAGGGCAGUCUGGACAAAAGGACAAGACAAUAUGAUGCUUCAUUUAGUGAAUGGCCAGCUUUUUUCCAUUGCAAUGUUUGAGGACUUCUGUCUCCAGCUCACUAUCCAUACCAUACCCCUCAACUAGAUCGUCAAUCUAUAGUAUAGAUUGGUUUAGUAGGCACAUACAAAAACACACAACUACAGUAUAUGUAUCUUGGUGGUUCAGAUUGUCUUUUUAUAAUCAUAGUGACCACUUACUGCUAUAACUGCUCAAGUUCUAUAAUUUUAACUUGAGAUAAAACUGGUAGCCAUUGCUAAUAAUGGGCUUAUUAUGGAUACUCCAAUGUUCUCAUUUUAGAGUGUGUUGAUACUUCAUUUAACCACAGUCUCAUAACUCAGCUGAUGUGUCCGACUGCAGCUUCUGUGUGGUAAAGAUAUUGAUUGUUUGUUUUAGAGAGGUUUUUUAUUCCUCUUGAUUCAUUUGUUAUCGUUCUCAAAAAGCACCGUUCAACUAGGAGGGAAUGUCUAAGGCUUCUAGAUCACAUGGACAGGAGGAGAUUUGGAACGUGGUUCUAUAAAAUGCACCAUAUGCUGGUGAUCACAUCCAGUCUUGUUUUUGUUGUUCACACCUUCCUCAUGGUCAUACUCUCAUGUUUUUGUUUAAUUGUUUCACUACACACUAAGAGCCUUGACCUAAAUGAAACCAGCUGGUACUGUACCUCAUUUUCUGGUUCCGAAAUUAGCACUAGGAAUCAGAAAAAGCAAGUUAAAGCCGUAUAGGCUACAGCACAACUAUUUUGAAAUGUUAUUAGUUGGUUCAACAUUUUAUUGUCCUUCCUCCUGCAGCAACUAAAAUAUUAAUUGCAGAUCAUCUUCUUAUAUAAAGCACAAUUUCCCAUGAGGUGACUCCUCAGUGACCUAACCACCCACCUAGAUGCUGCUGCUGGUCAAUGCAUGUCUCUCUUGCUUAAAAGUGAAAUUCAAAUGCAGACUGAAAAACAUUUAUGCUCAACUAAUAUUUGAGAUUUUAUUGAUUUUUAUACAGUAAAUAAAUGAAUAUUUUAAAUGCUCCAAGGCAAAAACUUCUUCUGAUGUUCAAACAUGAUAUUGUACAAAUGCACUAAAGCUACUUUGUAUGUUGAUGAAAGUGGAAGUGCAUUAUUUAUCUCAUGUCAUUACUAUGGGUCAUAUAAAUCCACCCAUGCAUUACCUUAAUGUCUGUGGCGGGCAUCAGGAGCUGAAACCAAUCCCUGCUGUUAUUGGGUCAAAGUUUGGGUACACCCUUGACAGGACCUUCAUCAGUACAUCUCAAGGCACCAUUUGGACUUGAACAGGUUCUUUUGUAACUUUUGCCUCAUCACCUUGAGCUUUCACGCUAUGAUUUCAGGUCAUAUUUUCAACCCACACUUGGCUCUUGUCCAUAAACCACAUACAGUGCAGUAGGACUUUUACUCAAUAUAGAUAGUUGCCCUUGUGAAUCCUGUUUUGGAAGCUGUCACCUCAUGUGUGAAGGCCAUAGUUUACAGUAUUUUUAUGCCUUGUCUUCAAAAGGUCAGAUCAGAGCUUGCAUGCCCCCAAGUGCUGACUAAGUUUAAUACAAUAAGAAAUACAGGGUAUUUUAUGGGCAUGGAAAUCAGAUAAUGGGUUCAUUUAUUUGUUUAAAGACAAACAUGGGUAUUCAUACUUCAAAGUUUCCCCCCAACCAGCCAGUGAAAUGUCAAUUAGAUUUUUUUACAGAUGCUUGUCCAAUCAAUGUGUUUAUUCUCACAGUGACCUCAUUGCAUCUUAUUAUCUAGUCCAUUUGCUAAAUGUUUGUCAUUAGAGGGAGAUCACUUUUCAUUGCUGGAAUAUCAUUGGUUUUCUUGUGUGUUGUAAUGGGAAUAAACCUAAAAUGGCCGAAAGAACAACAUGGUCCUGUUAGAUAACAUGUGCAUGCAUGAAAGAGUAAAGAAGUACAGUAGGUGUGAGGGUGGGUAUACAUAUUGAACAUAUUGAACCUUAAGAGUAAAACCACUGUUAUAGUACCUGAAAACUUAAUUAGCUAUACGUCAACUCAUAAAAGAAAGAUUUAUGGAACCUUUAAUUAUUCAUGCAGAACAAUAUAGUCUUGAAACUUGUUACCUUCAUUCACUGGCUUAAUUUGAACUGAAUUACUGAAAAAUGACACAGCAGCAAUAUCUGGAUUGAACAGCAGUAACAUAAAAAAUGUCUAUAAAGUCGAAUAACUACUAGUA
Messenger RNA from Betta splendens (Siamese fighting fish), 3793 nucleotides. RefSeq names its product potassium inwardly rectifying channel subfamily J member 5 (gene kcnj5). The transcript is spliced from 4 exons. Gene Ontology annotation, molecular function: inward rectifier potassium channel activity. Gene Ontology annotation, biological process: potassium ion import across plasma membrane; regulation of monoatomic ion transmembrane transport. Gene Ontology annotation, cellular component: plasma membrane. Bases 235 to 1548 code for a protein of 437 amino acids. NCBI's taxonomy places the organism in Eukaryota, Metazoa, Chordata, Actinopteri, Anabantiformes, Osphronemidae. The record is from RefSeq and is a predicted model, not a curated record.